Molecule: messenger RNA, 6284 nt
Organism: Ictalurus punctatus (channel catfish)
Lineage: Eukaryota; Metazoa; Chordata; Actinopteri; Siluriformes; Ictaluridae
Product: TBC1 domain family member 9B
Exons: 23
Coding region: 187-3864 (1225 amino acids)
Molecular function (GO): calcium ion binding
Source: RefSeq, a predicted model, not a curated record
ACCCAGUGCCCGCCCUCUCGCGCUCUCGGCCGUAGAGACACAAACAGAAGCUGCAGGUCGCAGGGAACAGUGUUGUGUACAGGAUAAUUACAGUUUUGGCAUGAUUAGUGCUGCUGGUGUAGAGUAUAACUAAUGUAAAAGGGACUCGGAGGGCGCGAUUAAAGGAGGAAUUUAUCCGUCAUUAAUAUGUGGAUCAGUCCGGAGGAGGUGCUGCUCGCUAACGCGCUGUGGGUGAGUGAGAGGGCCAAUCCCUUCUUCAUCCUGCAGCGGAGGAAGGGACAUGGCAAAGGAGGAGGCAUCACCGGUCUUCUGGUUGGGACUCUGGAUGUUGUGUUAGACUCCAGUGCUCGUGUGGCUCCGUACCGAAUCCUUCAUCAGACAGGAGACUCGCAGCUCUUCUGGAGCAUUGCCUGUGGCUCAUCUCGCAAGGAGAUAACAGAACACUGGGAAUGGCUGGAGGCUAAUUUACUGCAGACUCUCUCCAUUUUUGACAGUGACGAAGACAUCACUACUUUUGUCAAGGGCAAGAUACAGGGCAUCAUUGCCGAGGAGAACAAGAGCCAUCAAGCGCAAGAAGAUGAGGAUUGUGGGAAGUUUCGGGAGGCGGCGCUGAAGAUGCGGAAGCUGUUUGGGAUGCCGGAGGAAGAGAAACUGGUGAACUAUUACUCGUGCAGCUACUGGAAGGGUAGAGUGCCACGUCAGGGCUGGCUCUACCUCUCAGUCAAUCACCUGUGCUUCUACUCCUUCCUGCUUGGAAAAGAGGUAACGUUGAUAGUGCAGUGGACGGAUGUGACUCAGUUAGAUAAGAACGCCACGCUGUUAUUCCCCGAGAGCGUGCGUGUGAGCACUCGGGACACAGAGCACUACUUCUCUAUGUUCCUCAACAUCAACGACACGUUUAAACUGAUGGAGCAGCUUGCUAACUUCGCCAUGAGGCAGCUCUUGGAUAAUGAGGGCUUCUCUGUAGACCACUCGCUCCCCAAACCCUGCAAGACCCUCAAAAAUGUUUCUGCACUCAAAAGGGACCUGGACGCACGGGCAAAAAACGAGCGAUACCGAGCUCUGUUCCGGCUGACGAAGGAUGAACGGCUAGACGGUCACACAGACUGCACUCUGUGGACGCCCUUCGCUAAGAUGCACGUGGUCGGACAGAUGUUUGUCUCCAACAACUACAUCUGUUUUGCCAGCAGAGAGGAGGACCUGUGUCAACUUAUCAUACCACUUCGGGAGGUGUCUAUAGUAGAGAAAGCUGACAGCAGCAGUGUUUUGCCUAGUCCUCUCUCCAUCAGCACUAAAAACAAGAUGACCUUCCUGUUUGCCAACCUCAAAGAUCGUGACUUCCUUGUUCAGCGUAUCUCAGACUUCCUGCAGCGAACGCCUGACAGGCUCUGUAGCAUGACUGGACAAUCUGAGAGUUCAAGUCCCACCACCCCUUCUUCCCUCCCUUUAAUGCCACCUUUGCUGGGGUCAAGUGAGAUCACUCAGGAUCGCUACUACAGCUCCAGCCUCCCCACGGCCAAGCAGGGUCUGCUCCACAUCUACCAGAAGGGCCGUCCUGAAGACCUGGGUCCAAAAGCGACAAAAGAGAAAAUGAAGGAAGAAUCUUGGAAUAUCCAUUUCUUUGAGUUUGGACGAGGUGUGUGCAUGUACCGCACGUCUAAGACACGAGACCUGGUCCUGAAAGGGAUUCCUGAGAGUCUGAGAGGAGAGCUGUGGCUGCUGUUUUCAGGUAGUCAGAAUGAGAUGGUGACUCACCCAGGUUACUAUGCGGAGCUGGUGGAGCAGGCCAUGGGCAAGUGUACUCUAGCUACAGAGGAGAUUGAGAGAGACUUGCAUCGCUCCAUGCCUGAGCACCAUGCCUUCCAGAAUGAGAUGGGCAUCGCUGCUCUCCGACGGGUGCUCACUGCAUACGCAUAUCGCAACCCGGGCAUUGGCUACUGCCAGGCCAUGAAUAUAGUAACAUCUGUGUUGCUGCUGUACUGUACUGAAGAGGAGGCGUUCUGGUUGCUGGUGGCUUUGUGUGAACGGAUGCUACCUGAUUAUUACAAUACCAGGGUUGUAGGAGCACUGGUGGAUCAGGGUGUGUUUGAGGAGCUGACUCGAGAGUGUUUGCCGCUGCUGUAUGAGCACAUGCAGGAGUUGGGCGUGAUCUCCACCAUCUCCCUGUCCUGGUUCCUCACACUCUUCCUGUCUGUCAUGCCAUUCGACAGUGCUGUGUUGCUGGUGGACUGCUUCUUCUACGAGGGAAUCAAAGUCAUCUUUCAAGUGUCAUUGGCUGUGCUACACGCGAACAUGGAGAAGUUGUUAAACUGCACUGAUGAGGGAGAAGCUAUGACCAUACUUGGAAGGUAUCUGGAUAAUGUCGUGAACAAACAGACGGUAUCUCCACCCAUCCCCCACCUGCAUGCCCUGUUAACCAGUGGAGACGAGCCGCCACCCGAGAUUGACAUAUUUGAUCUCAUUAAGACGUCCUACGAGAAGUUUGGAAGUCUGCGUGCUGAUGUGAUUGAGCAGAUGAGGUUCAAACAGCGGUUAAAGGUCAUCCAGUCUUUAGAGGAUACGGCUAAGAGGAGUGUGGUGAGGGCCAUCAUGACGGACUCAGCCUUCAGUAUUGAAGAGCUGGAGGAGCUGUAUGUUUUGUUCAAGGCCAAGCAUAUCAUGAGCUGCUACUGGGGGGCGAGUAGCUCUGCUGCAGAGCGUCACGACCCGAGUUUGCCCUACCUGGAGCAGUACCGGAUCGACUGUGGGCAGUUCGUUCAGCUCUUUUCAGCCCUGGCACCUUGGAGCUGUGGCAUGCACACUUCCACACUCUCCGCCCGCUUAUUUCGCCUGCUUGACCACAACAAGGACACCCUCAUCAACUUUAAAGAGUUUGUCACAGGCCUGAGUGGGAUGUAUCAUGGCGAUAUGACUGAGAAAUUGAAGCUGCUGUAUAAAUUACACCUGCCUCCAGCUUUGUGCCCAGAAGAGGCAGAGUCUGCACUUGAGGCCACUCAUUUCUUUACUGAUGAUGACACACUGCAGGAUCCUCCCUCCUUGUCUCAUCUAGACUUCCUGGUCCAGGAAGUCACCUCAGGUGAGGAGGCGAAGGAGGUGGCUGAUACAGGAGGAGAUUCUGAAGAGAAGAAAGAUGAAAAAGUAAAGGACUAUAAGUAUUACUUGAGGAUGUGGGCUAAGGAAAGGGAGCCCAAGAAAGAGACCAUCAAAGAUCUGCCCAGAAUGAACCAGGAGCAGUUUAUUGAGCUGUGCAAGACACUCUAUAAUAUGUUCAGUGAGGACCCUCUGGAGCAGGAGCUCUAUCAUGCCAUUGCUACGGUGGCCAGCUUAUUGCUGCGCAUUGGAGAAGUGGGCAAGAAGUUCACCAACAACGGCAGCAAGAAGUGUGACGCACCGGCUCAGACAGUCGUAGAGACUCCAGGAAAAGAAGACAGUUUUGGAGAGGCUGGCUGUGGACAGUCCCUGGUGUCGAAGGCCCUGGCAGAGGCCCAACUGGAGCCUCUGCCUCCUCCAGCCAACGGCUCAGACGAAGAUGUGAAGGACGACACAUCCAUUUCUUCCUACUCUGUGGUCAGCGCCGGUUCUCUGCAGUGCGAAGACAUCGCAGACGACACGGUUCUGAUCGGAUGUGGGUUGGGUGGAGCCGGAGGUGGGAGUGACAGUAGGCGUGGCAGCGCGCCGGAUGGCGAUUGGUCGAUCUCGUUUGAGCAGGUGCUCGCAUCGUUGCUGACCGAACCGGCUCUGGUAAACUACUUUGAGAAGAAGCAUGACAUCAGGAGCAAAAUGGCUGUCUGUAAGGCUCAGAGGGCUGUAGAAAGACAGAUCAGUUCGUCCAGCGACCAUGAGCUAGCUCAGCUCUCCACCUGAGGUUUAAGCUAAUGGCUGCCACUAAUAAAGGCACAUUCACGAUUAUGUAGAGAUCUGACUCUAAUUAUCACUAGUGCAUUAAUGAUCACAGUCUCAUUCUCACCACUUUUAAACCAUACAGCAAAGCCUAUACGUCUGCACUUUUGCUCAUGUGGCCUUUGUCCUUCCAGGUUGAACAGGUGAGCUCUGUUUGUCUGCUGUUUGCAUGUUGCCUGUUGGUUUUAAUCUGCGUCCAGCCUUCAGUCAGUACUGCACUCACAUUUUACGUAGACCAACAUUGAGUUUAUUUUUGUUUACCUCUGACUAGUCUAUGUAGCAUUGUACCAGUUACUCGAGUUGUAGCCUGGUAUUAUCUGCACCUGAAUUCUUCAAUUCUGAGUCUUUUUGAAGGAUCAUUAUCACCUAAAUUAGCGUGGAGAAAAAAAACCUUACCAGCACACUAUCUUGUUCUGAUCUGUAAUAUGAAUGGUAAGCUUUACUUUAUUCCUUAUUACAUAUAGUCUGAAAUCUUCAAAGGUAGUCUUGCACCAAGUGUCAUAUUCAGGAUGUAGUUUUAAAAUAAGAAGUGUCCUUUAUCAUAACAGGGUUUGCUGAAAGCCACUUAGUACAAACCCUUGGUUUUUUUUUUGUUUGUUUUUUUUUGGGGGGAAGCGUGAAGAGUUCUGUUAUGCUACACAUUUUGCUGUACAGUAUUUGUGUGUUUAUUUCCCUGCUUUCUUAUUCAAAGUAUUGCACUGCUUUACUGAAUUGGGGCUAAGGAAUGAGGGACAACAAAAUGUUUGGCUUCUCUGCCCUGUGUAAAACCUCGGUCGUUCUGUCGCGCUGAUUGAAAUCGCUUGUUAGUGGUUCAGCAGUCAGAGACGACUUAUUAUCAUUACAUGAACAGACUUCUUUUAGACAUUGCAAGAACUUUUACAUUAGGAUCCAUUUCCCAGCUUUUAUUUCAGCUAGGAAUGACUGAAUCACUGUAGUUUUGAUGUUCUUAAAACACUCACGCAAGUACAAUCAAAAAUGGCUAAAUGUUGUUAUAGUAUCUGCCUUUCAGUCAGGCUAAAGUAAUCUGUUAUCAACUUUCAGCCCCUUGUUCUCCGAUCCUUGACUAGCAUAAGUUAGUAGAGAAGACAUUUGCUUUCCAGAUAUGCAGCAUUUCUGUUAAGCACUGGCUAAUAUUUGUUUCGUUGUUUAAUAGCCGCAUAUUUUCUUGUAUAAAAUAUUUUAUUGCUAAAUCUAAAUGGAAUAAUGUUUUUACUGUCACUCUACUCUACUCUACCCCAAACCCAUAGCUUGCCCUAUAUCAUUUUAAUUGUUACCUUUGUACAAAAUAAAUAGCUUUAAAUAGACCUCACUGCAAUUUACCUGUGUUUUAUAUGCCAAAAGGUAGGCCUGAUUAACUGUAGCAAUUAUUAGUUCAGUUCUAGGAAGCUAUACUUUAUGCUAGUGUUUAAACCCCCAAAACCUCGUAUAAUGGAGGCCAUCAAAUAGGCAUUCCUGAUGUACAUUGCAGCUUACAAACAGCAGUGCCUACAUCCCAGUUUUGUUUCCAGCAUUAAGCAGAAAUGUUUUCAGUGUAUGUCAAUAUCGAAACACUCAUUCCUACAAAUUCCAACUUCUCCUAGUUUAAAUUCCUGACUCUUCAUGUCAAGUGCAAAAACAUGUCUCAUUUCCAAACUUUUUUGUGUUUUGCCAGACGUCUGGGCCUGCUUCAGUUUGAUCUAGCCGCUUGUUUAGUUAUUUAGUCCUGCUGCAUUUCCAUUCCUCAGGUACUGUUUGAGCUUUAACCGGUAGGUUGCUGAGAAGAAAUGACAGGAAUACUCACGUUUCACCAGAGCAAACGAUACUGGUCGUAUUCUGUCAAAAUAAGAUGGUAAAAAGAUUCAGAAGGUAGUGGGAGGUCAGAUGUCGUUUCGUUAUUCUGGAUCUGGGCAAAUAGGAGCCAAGAAUGAAAAAAGCACCUGCUAUAAUUUGCAGCCAAUAUACUGCAUUUAAUCAGUCUUCUAAAAUCCUGUAAUUCUACUAAGCAUGUGUAAAUGUUCAGUCCAGUCAUAUCCCUACUAUGAAACGUGUCUGUUCCGUUGCUGUGUGUGUGAACUAUACUGUAAAUGGCUUUCAACACAUUGAACGGAUGCUUCAUCAUAAUUUUCAUGCUUCACUGUGAAAGUAACCCGUAUCAUUAGCUUAAAAAAAAAAAAAAAGCUUAUUCAUGCACAUUCAUAUGAUUUGAUUACUUCCUCGUCCUGGAUUUCACAGAUAAUUUUAAUUUGCUUCAAUAUAGUAUAUAAAAUAUAUUGCUGUCACAGUGAUACCUACAGUAUUUAAUCCAUACUACUAGUUAUUUGCUCAUUUAAACUGUUUUUAAAAAUCUGUUGUCUUUGAUCAGUACUGUAUUAUACUGUGUAAUAAAUAAACAAGUUAUGUGAAGA